GUGUCAUCGCAGUCAUAGAAGCAGUGAGAAAGUCUCCACCGUAAAAAAACUUGCAUGGUUUUCCAAUUCUUGAUUGUUAAUCAGAAUUAUAAUUAUAGAUGUUAGUUUUGGACAUUAACUUUUACACUAUUUUAAAUACUACAGUCAUUUUCGUGAGUAAUAAUGGCAUAUCUGUGAACAUACGGGAAUGGAAUUUGAAGUCCUACAAAUGUAAACAUGGCGACUGCUAAUGCUAAUUGGUGUUUAUAUUUUAUAUCUGUGAAAGUUAUAGGCGUGGAAUAGAGUUUGUUACAAAAUGCAAGUGUUAGUCUCAGCCUGGGCGCUGGGCAAGCAAUGAACCUAUUUCGAGCCCUUAUCCCUUGUGCGUUGCAAAGAAGUUGCUGGACAGGAGAUGAACGUAUGACUGGAAGAAUGGGAGCUUCUGCCUCCAAUCCAACUGGAGAGCCACCGAGCAGAGUCGGUUCUACAACUCAAGCAGCACGUUUGUCAGCUGGUUUUCAUACUGGUAUUGCUCCAUCAGGCACAAGUGAUCAACUAUCUGUGGUUGUGAGAGAGAGAAAAAAGAAAGUGACUGGAUUUGCAACACUGCGCAAGAAGUUCAUCCGCCGCCGCCGAUCAUCUAAAGCUUGUGAUCAUGGACGAGUGCUGCGUGAGCUGGUGGCUGAGUGGGGUUCCUUGGAGGUGGGAGCUCUGUUGGAAGAGUAUGAGGCUCUAGCUGCCUUGAAGGACUUGUCGGUGCAGGCUGAACUUGCCAGGCCUCCUGCCGCCACAUACAAGCAAGAUCUGUCCACUCUGUACGACUUCAAAUACUGCACAGAUGCAGAUCUGGUGUUCCGUCAGGUGUGCUUCCCUGUACACCGCGCCUUGCUCUCUGCACGUUGCCCCUAUUUCAGAGACCUGCUGGCUGGGUAUCCUGGCUAUGGGGCUCGAAUUUGCUUGGAACUCCGUACUCCAGGCGUGGAUGUUCAGAUGUUCUCAGCUCUUCUUCGGUACCUGUACACUGGUGACAUAUGCACUCAUGAUGGGACCUUAGACCUGAGUGUGCUUUGUCGGCUGGGGGAAGAGUUUGGCACACCCAAUCCUCUAGAGCAUGAUCUUUGUUACCUGCUGGAGACAGGUGACUAUGCUGAUGCUGCCCUGGUGUUCACAUCAGAUGGAGCUGUGGGAAAUGGUGGGAGUGGUAUUGGUGGGAGUGGGGACUAUCAGCGACCUGAUUCUGGCAGCUCAGAGUAUGGGUUCCGACCAAAGUUAGAACUGCCGUGCCACAAAGCUAUACUAAGUGCUAGGUCACCGUUCUUCCGUAACUUGAUCCAGCGACGUACAAGAUCAGGUGAGGAACACACAGAGCGAGCUCUACACAUUCCGACCCGCAUAGUUCUGGACGAAUCUGUAAUCCCCAAACGUUACGCCAGAGUGCUCCUCCAUGCUGUGUACUUGGAUACAGUGGAUCUCUCGUUGAUACUUCGUGGGAAUGGCUGUGGAAGCAGUGCAGGCAGCCUUGGUGAGGUGCAGGCACUGACACACACUGGACGUACACGACCAAGCCCCCUGGAGGAGGCCAUGGAGCUGUACCAGAUAGGCAGGUUCCUGGAGUUGGACAUCUUGGCACAGGGUUGUGAGGACCUCAUUCUGGAGUGGCUGUCACUUGAAUCUCUGCCCAGUGUACUGCGUUGGGGUAGUCAGCCCCAUGGGUCAGCUUGGGUACAUCGCCAGGCUCUUCAUUUUCUUCGUGAGGAGUUCCAGGCAGUGGCACAGUCCCCAGUUUUGCACCAACUUGACAAGGCUCACCUUGUUGAUGCUUUGAGCAGCCAUUUCCUUCAGGCUAGUGAGUUGGAGGUGUUGCAGGCCGUUCUAAAAUGGGGAGAACACGAGUUGAUCCGGCGGAUGGAAGACCGAGAACCCAACCUCCUGAGUCACACAGCUCACUCUGUGACACGGAAAGGUAUCAAGAAACGAGACCUGAGUGAUGUUGAGCUGCGUGAGAUUCUAUCAGAUUUGCUGCCUCUUGUGAGGAUGGACCAUGUCCUACCACCAAGCAGUGAUGUACUAAAUCAGGCCAUUCGACGAGGACUGGUAAGCACCCCACCUAGCCAUAUGAUAGGCGAUGACCAGGAAAACCUACGUGCCAAUGCAUGGAUCCGUGGGGGUAAGAACAACGGACUAUUUGUGCGGCCAAGGCUGUUCAUGCCAUAUUAUGAAGAGAUUAAGGCACAGCUGGAUGAUCAUCUGGUGCAGGAGGUGCAGCUUCUCAGGCUGCGCAGGUUGCCCUACAGCCCUGAUAUCCCAGAUACAUUGUACAUGGUGGAGGACAAGCCCCGUCCUCACGGCACAGCUGGAGUAGAUGUUCUAGCAGCAGCAAUACCAGUUCCAGAUUCAGCCACAAUGUCAGCAAUGUUGAAACGUGAGCAGAAACUUCGCCAAGCGCCAAGUUGUCAGAGGGCUGUUUCAUUGCAUUUGUCAUCACGACAUGAAAUCAACCGUCAGAUCAGGCUGCGUGUUGUAAGAGAGUUCAAUCUGCCUGAUGCUGUAGCUGAUCUCUUGGAGAAUGCUGCAUGCUACUGUGCUCAAGAAGAUGAUGAUACAGAAAUGGGCAUGGAUGAGGAUCCAGUACCACCUUCGUCUUCUGGUAAAUCUCCUGGAGCACCCAGUUGUGCUGGAGGUCUUCCACCAUGUUUUGGACGAAAUAUGACAUUCCCACGUGGGCACAGCGCAGCAUAUACUGUGCGGCAUGAGCUGCCUGCUGUUGUUACUGAGGGCGACGCUUAUCGUGGUCACGGAGAGCCCGAGAGCAGCUCUUGUAGUGAUGGCCACCUGUCUGACAUCAUGCCAGAUGUUGCUAUGGCAACAGCAUCAUUUGGCCAGCUACAGCUGCAGGAACAGCAGGAGUUGGAGUUGGACCUUGGAGAUGGAACAAGCCACCUCCACAACCCACUGUCAGCAUCACCCUCACGUCCCGUCCACCCACUGAUGCCUCAUCCACUUCCUCAUGGAGGCUACCACCGAUACCUUGGUCCUGGUCCACCACCUCCAUAUUCACACCAUCGACCUUCCCCCGCACACAUGGGUUCAGGCCCCUACCACACUGGACCACCUAGAUUCAUAUAGUGCAGCGAUGCGCUUCCAGCGCUGCCCGGGUUUCUGAAUCAAGUAACAGACUUUGCAACUUGCUGCCACAGACGACUUCUUGCUUCUUGGGAGAGCUGGGAAGGUUUCAGGUGAUUGAGAUAGUGACCACCGAUUACACAUCUGUGUAGAAAAGUUCGUCAUUCAGGGAACCAUAUUCUGUGCAGACUGAUCUGGGGAACCACGUCUGGUAUAUUCGAAAUCAAGUUCAGUGACGGAUAAUAUUCAUCCUUGAUGGUUGAUACUGACUCCCAGCAUCAUUGUUUGAAGAUGCUUCUGUGGGCAUGCAGGGCAGGUACUCUUAGUGAUCUUGAGUGGUUGGUGUGUAAUUUUGUGUUGGUCAGUGUUGAGGGUCUCUAAGUGCGGGAAUAUAUAUAUAAUUUGUUGUCAUGGAUUACUCUUCCUGGUAAUGGGUAACAGUAGACUGAAUGGAUUGUUCCAUGAUUUGAAAGCUCAGUUCAUUGUGCUAGGUGGAAUAUAAUCUAAUGCAGGAGGCUGUUUUGUAGAAGUAUAUUGUUAAGAAUAUUGUAGAUAAUUGAAGACAAAAAGGUCCAAUUCUGUGGAUUUUUCAUGUCAAACUGCAGUGCAUACUUACUUACCUCUUUUUUUUUUAAUAAUGUUAUGACAAGUAUAAAACUGGGGAGUUAGGUUAAAAUUAGAAUUUGUGCUGAUAUAAUGUACUUGAGAUGCUGGCUUAUGUGUGAUGAAAGUCAAAACUCAUGUUGUUUGUUUUUAUUUCAUGAUCUUCCAGAAGAGACGAGUGAUAGUACAGUAUGAACAUAUGAUAACAUAGAAAAAUGGAAAACUGGAAAGGAAAGUAAGAAUUUUUGUAUUUUUCAGCAUCAGUAUACAUCUAGAUGAAGAGAUUCAGGCUGUGGUCAUAUUUCCAACAAAUUGCUCUGUUAGGAUAAUUUUCUGGGAUGCAGGAGUUGUCCAUUCUGCAUCUGUAUCUUGACAUUUUUUUAUUAAUAUAUCUAUCUGGAAAGUGUAGCAAUGGAAUUACCUCUCCAUAUGCAUCUUGCCUCUGCUGUGUGUCACAUGACAUCUGUAUUUGAUCACACUAUCUUAUUUAUUUAAUUUUAUAUUAAUUUGCAGUUUAUUGAUAAUAUUGUGACAUGUUGACCCCUACCUC
This is a messenger RNA of Cryptotermes secundus, 4255 nucleotides long. Its product is annotated as BTB/POZ domain-containing protein 7. Bases 334 to 3105 code for a protein of 923 amino acids. The record is from RefSeq and is a predicted model, not a curated record. NCBI's taxonomy places the organism in Eukaryota, Metazoa, Arthropoda, Insecta, Blattodea, Kalotermitidae. The transcript is spliced from 9 exons. Gene Ontology annotation, molecular function: protein binding. Gene Ontology annotation, biological process: morphogenesis of a branching epithelium.